AUGUACCGGCCGUUCCCAGCUUCAAGACGCCAUCCGACCAUCCAUCCCGCCAGCCCCCUUCGACCCGAACGACACUCAACACUCGAGAUGGUAAAAAUCUACAAACCAGGAAAGGUUGCUGUUGUCCUUUCCGGCCGACAUGCCGGAAAGAAGGUGGUCGUCAUCAAGCAAUCCGACGAGGGAACGAAGGAGCGACCCUACCCCCAUGCCGUUGUUGCCGGCAUUGAACGUUAUCCCCGAAAGGUCACACGAGGAAUGGGUCCCAAGAAGAUCGCCAAACGGAGCAAAGUUAAACCGUUCAUUCGGAUCAUCAACUACAACCACAUGAUGCCCACUCGAUACGCCAUCGAAUUGGAUGGACUGAAAGGUCUGAUCUCUUACGAAACUUUCAAGGAGCCUUCUCAACGGGAAGAAACCAAGAAGGUUGUCAAAAAAUUGUUCGAGGAGAAGUACCAAGGUGGAAAAAACAAAUGGUUCUUCACUGCCCUAAGAUUCUAAUUUGCUCGCAAUCACAUCUUGAUGACUACUACGACCAACCCACUCAACUUAGAGAACCCGCACCGAUAUAAUCAAACUUGAACAGAGCCCGUAUCCCUAUACAAGAACCGUUGAGCCACAUUGAACAGCGUUGUCAAUAACAAGAGACAUAAACAUGAGUAGAUUUUAUAGAUAAUUCCGUUUCAAAUGAAGUAGAUGCCUCUAGCAUACCAGCGUGAGUGAACGGGCAUGUCGGGGAGGAAAUCUUGGAUAUCAACAAGAUGAUUAGAAUUGGUAAUAACCGUAGCAUGCGAGCGAUUCCAUCAUUGUGCCCCUACAUAGCAUCUUCCGCUCACGCACCUGAUACAGACAAGCACAUCUUACCCUCCAAGAGCAAUUAGUCUUGUAAUGAAAUAUCGUAAACAAAACGCUGUUGAUUAUCCGUACAGCAAUGGCGUAC
Molecule: messenger RNA, 937 nt
Organism: Puccinia graminis f. sp. tritici CRL 75-36-700-3
Lineage: Eukaryota; Fungi; Basidiomycota; Pucciniomycetes; Pucciniales; Pucciniaceae
Product: 60S ribosomal protein L27
Exons: 4
Coding region: 1-498 (165 amino acids)
Biological process (GO): translation
Cellular component (GO): ribosome; cytosolic large ribosomal subunit
Molecular function (GO): structural constituent of ribosome
Source: RefSeq, a predicted model, not a curated record